AGAUAUCCUGUGAUUUUCGUGCGAAGAUGCGGAGAGGACGACCGCCUGGACGAGUGGCGACAAGUUCUCAGCAACCUAAAGAGGAGUACGUAGUUGAGCGUAUUAUUGAUCGGAGAUACAGGAAUGGGAAAAAGGAGUAUUUUCUUUCAUGGAAAGGUUACCCUCCCGAGUACGAUUCAUGGGAACCAGAAGACAAUUUGGACUGUCCUGAUUUGGUCGCUCAGUUCGAAGUGGCGCGUGCGCAGAAUCAGCAAACAAACGAAAAAGAUGAAGCCCUGGAUAAACUGAAUGAUCCAUCUCCAGGCAUUCGUCGAAUUCGAGGAUUUUCGGAAGGCUGGAAGCCCGAAAAAAUUUUGGCAGCAUCCAAAUACGAGGGAGACCUUAUUUUCCUAAUGAAAUGGGAAGGCCACGACGAGACUGAACUUGUUCCUGCGAAAGUUUGCAAUCACAAGUGUCCGCAAGUCGUGAACAGGAUGUUCAAUUCCGUUUGUGGCGAUAUUCUCACGGCCGGAUUGCAAAAGGUGUCCGACAGGCUCGAAUCCCUGUUGAGAGAAAUAAAGCACCAGCUUCCUAAGCGGGAAUCAGGUCGAAUGAAUCAUCCUUUGGCUGAACACCUCAGAAUGCUAAACGUGCUGGACUCCAGAAUAACCUUCCUCAAGAUGACUUACAGACGAUUCAUGGAAGCAAACCUGUGCCCAUUCAUCCCAGGAAAGGUUUUAGAUGAAAUGGUUUUCGUGUUGGACAUGGUGGGUACUAAAAAGAAGCUAGUUGCCGCGGAUAAAGUGAUGGAUUCGCUUCGGGAUUAUUCGUCCAUGGCAAUAGAGCAUUUUGAAGACGAAAUAGCUCCCAUCUUCACCUCUGAACAGAAAGAUCUCGACGUUUGUACGAGCGUUCAGAAAAAGUGCAAAUAUGUGGCUCCCUUGAUGAUGUCACCAGCGCUUGGGAUCAUUGAUGUCAAGAUUGCUCAAUCGUCAGGCACUUUCUCUGGCGCAAAAUCAAUGAGCAAUUUUGCUUCGGAAAAAUUAUUAUUGGAACGUUCACCUGCUGAUUUGCUAGUCCGUAUGCGGUUGAAUGCGAACUCCGUGAUGGAAUCGUUUUCAAGUAUUCGGACAGACCUGGAGAAGUUGGAGACCAGAUGCCAGCCUUCUUGUGUUGAUAAUCCCUCAAGUUCCAUUCCACAACUUGUGGAACGAGAGCGCAACAUCAAGAUGCGGUUGCAAACCUUGGAAAAGCGACUGCUGAAGAAGGAACUUGCACCUGUGAAAGUUCUUGCCAAGAGACCGCAUGCAUCCGAGUGUCUUGAUGCUUCGAGGAAACCGAAAAUUCCUCGUGGUUUGUCCGAAAUUCAGAAGUGAUCCAUUCCGAUACUCAUUUUUCUCAGUCAACCAAAGUAUUUGGUGAAUUGUUUAUAGACUUUGUGAUUGUUACAAUUGGUGAUUGCUAUAAAAUGCCCGGAAAAGAGCCCUUUUCAUACA
Notodromas monacha is the source of this 1475-nucleotide messenger RNA. The record is from the annotation of a GenBank genome assembly. Lineage: Eukaryota; Metazoa; Arthropoda; Ostracoda; Podocopida; Cyprididae.